This is a messenger RNA of Strongyloides ratti, 1305 nucleotides long. RefSeq names its product Equilibrative nucleoside transporter 3. Gene Ontology annotation, biological process: nucleoside transmembrane transport. Gene Ontology annotation, molecular function: nucleoside transmembrane transporter activity. The coding region runs from base 1 to 1305 and encodes 434 amino acids. NCBI's taxonomy places the organism in Eukaryota, Metazoa, Nematoda, Chromadorea, Rhabditida, Strongyloididae. The record is from RefSeq and is a predicted model, not a curated record. The transcript is spliced from 2 exons. Gene Ontology annotation, cellular component: plasma membrane.
AUGACAUUUUCACCACCAAAAGAUGUCUAUAAUACAGUUUAUUUUAUUAUGAUGCUUAAUGGAGUAGGAGUUUUAUUACCAUGGAAUAUGUUAACUACAAUAGCUCCAUCAUAUUAUGUAGAUUAUAAAUUGACAACUUAUUAUGGAAAUGGGACAAUUGAAUAUCAACCUGAUUUGGCAAAAGACUUCUUCAGUUAUCUUGGUAUUUUUGCCCAAUUUCCAAAUUUUUUAUUAAAUUUAAUAAAUUUAUUCCUAAGAAUAAAAGGAGACCUAACAAAAAGAGUUAUUUAUUCAUUACUUGUUCUUGGAAGUGGUAUAGUAUUUACAAUUGUUUUUAUUUUUAUUGAUACAUCAUCAUGGAUUAUUGGAUUUUUUUGGAUGAGUAUGGCAUCAUUUUUUGUUAUAAAUGCUGCAAGUGGAAUGUAUCAAAAUAGUAUUUAUGGAAUAUCAGCUGUCCUACCAAUGGAAUUUACAAAUUCUGUUAUUUUAGGAAAUAAUAUAUGUGGUACCUUUAUUUCUAUUAUUAAUAUUAUAACAAUAGCAGGUUCAAAUAAUCCAAAAGUAGCUGCAACAGCCUAUUUUGUUGUAUCAUUAGCUGUCAUUGUUCUAUGUUUUUUUAGUAUACCAUUUUUAAAAAAAUUAGAAUUCUAUAGAUAUUAUAAUAAUUUAGCAAAAACAUCAACGCAAAAUCAAAAUGAUAAAGUGGAACAUGUUGAAUUAAAUAUGGCAACAUACUGUGAAGUAUUCAAAAAAGGAUGGCAACAAAUGUUAAAUGUAUUUUUGGUAUUUUUUGUAUCAUUAACAAUAUACCCAACAAUACUUACUGAUAUCCUUCCAACUAACUAUAAUGACAAUAACUGGACAUUUUUUAUAUCAAAAAAAUUUUUUUCACCAAUAUUAUGUUUCCUACUUUUUAAUUUUUUUGCAUCUGCAGGAAAUAUGGUUGCUGGGUACAUUCCAAUCAAAUACAAAAAAAUUGCAUCUCUUAUUAUCAUAAUUAGACUUUUAUUUAUUCCAUUUUUUAUCUUUUGUAACUUUAGACCGGAAAGUAGAACAUGGACGGUUAUUUUUAAAAAUGAGUGGUGGUAUAUAAUUGGAAAUAUUAUAAUGGCUACCACAUCAGGUUACUUCUCAUCAUUAUCAAUGAUGCUUGCCCCUCAGACAGUUGAAGCAUCAAAAUCACACAUUGCUGGAAUGAUGGCCGCAUUCUUCUUGAUUUCAGGUAUCUGUGCUGGAGUUGGAUUUACAUUUUUUGUUACCUAUUUUACAGAACAAUUAGGUCCAUUAAAACCACUUAAAAGUUAA